Physeter macrocephalus (sperm whale) is the source of this 3969-nucleotide messenger RNA. RefSeq names its product RAP2B, member of RAS oncogene family (gene RAP2B). The coding region runs from base 454 to 1005 and encodes 183 amino acids. Gene Ontology annotation, biological process: Rap protein signal transduction; negative regulation of cell migration. Lineage: Eukaryota; Metazoa; Chordata; Mammalia; Artiodactyla; Physeteridae. The record is from RefSeq and is a predicted model, not a curated record. Gene Ontology annotation, molecular function: GTPase activity; GTP binding; GDP binding. Gene Ontology annotation, cellular component: plasma membrane. The transcript has a single exon.
GCUGCGGGAGAGAGCUCGAUGGGCCGCGGCGGUGGGCGCACGAUCUGCGGGGACUCAUGCCACGCGCGUCCCGGCCCGGCGCGCAAUUAGUAGCCGCCUCCGCAGUCCGCAGCCGCCGCCUUCUCGCCUUCCUGGGCUGCCGCGGCGAGAAGCUGCAGUCCUUGCCUUGCACCGGCUGCCGGCAUUGUCCUCCCGCUCCGCCGCCCAGGCUGCCGCUGCUGCCGUGGGCUGCUGCGGGGCCCCGGACCCGCACCGCAGGGACGCGCUGCCGCCGCCGGUCGGCCCCCAGUCCCCGCUUGGUGAUUUCCGCGUCCUGCGCUCCUUUGCCAUCCUCUCCUUAGUUUUUCCUGCGGAGCUGAGGACGGGGAGAAGUCCAGCCGCCAAACCCAGCCUUCCUCCGGCGUGCAGCCCCGACGGGGCCGCGGCAGGCGCGUCAAGAGCGCCGACGGAGCCAUGAGAGAGUACAAAGUGGUGGUGCUGGGCUCGGGCGGCGUGGGCAAGUCCGCGCUCACCGUGCAGUUCGUGACCGGCUCCUUCAUCGAGAAGUACGACCCCACCAUCGAGGACUUCUACCGCAAAGAGAUUGAGGUGGACUCGUCGCCGUCGGUGCUGGAGAUUCUGGACACGGCGGGCACGGAGCAGUUCGCGUCCAUGCGGGACCUGUACAUCAAGAAUGGCCAGGGCUUCAUCCUCGUCUACAGCCUUGUUAACCAGCAGAGCUUCCAGGACAUCAAGCCCAUGCGGGACCAGAUCAUCCGCGUGAAGCGGUACGAGCGCGUGCCCAUGAUCCUGGUGGGCAACAAGGUGGACCUGGAGGGCGAGCGCGAGGUUUCGUUCGGCGAGGGCAAGGCCCUGGCCGAGGAGUGGAGCUGCCCCUUCAUGGAGACGUCGGCCAAAAACAAAGCCUCGGUGGACGAGCUGUUCGCUGAGAUCGUGAGGCAGAUGAACUACGCGGCUCAGCCCAACGGCGACGAGGGCUGCUGCUCGGCCUGCGUGAUCCUCUGAGGCGCCCGCGGCUGCCGCGCGCCGGCCUCGCUCUGCGCACAAAAGCCAAACGCACCCGACUCUUCUAAAUGUGAUUUCUCUUCUUGCUUUGAGAUUGGAGACGACUUUGCAUCAGCCGGGGUAUCCCGGGAGCCCGGCUGGCCGCCGUGGCCGCGUCCUCUGCCCCGUGUGCGAGGGGGUGUCCCGUCAUGACCAUCCGAGAUCCGGUGGAAAUGUGGCUUUUUGCAGCAUGUACGUUUCUCAUUGAUUUUGGUUGACGCAUAUUUCCCCAUUGAAGCAGCCGUUGCGGCGCAGUAUGGCAGCUUGACACCGGCAAGCGAAAGUUUCAGCCUGGAAAAAAAAUGGGGUGGGGGAGGAAGAGGAUGGGGAGAAGGUGGAAAAGGGGGAAUUCUUUUUUUUUUUUUUUUUUUUUUCAACAACCGUUUUUCUAGUUCCAAGUUUUAAAUACACGGAAGGAAGUCCGGGAGAACCAAAUGUGAAGGAGCAGGAUGAGCGGAAGAAACUUUUGUUUUUUCCUUGUUUUCCAGGAGUAGCUGGAAAUUAAGAUCGGGUUUCUUUUCUGCCAGCUUGGAAGGGCAACCCCGUGACUGCGAUUCUGAGGCUGUCUAUGCAAAGUUGGAUUCUUGUCACAGUGUAUCCAAUCUGAAGUAUUGCACAUCUGAACUGGGACUGUUAACACUGAUGCCAAUACAGUGUGGGGUGCCAGAAAAUGUCUGCUGAUAUUUGUGGAAAAAAAAAAAUCUAUUUUGUUUACCUACUGUAUCAAAGGGGAGUCUGGGGGAAGAACGGUAGUAUUUUUUUUUUUAAUCAGCUGUGAAAAAAAAUGUUACAGAUCUGCACAUUUUUGUGUGUACUGUUGUGUGUGUGUGUGUUUGGUUUUUUAGAUUUAGCUUUUUUGUUCUUAUUGGUUGGCAGUAACAUGGUGUUGAUGACUAGCUCUUUAAAAUACAGUACAAGGACUUCACAAAUGUGAUUCAGGGCCCCCAGCACCCCUGUGUCUGCAGAGUGCCUUCAAGACUCAGCUGUUCCAGCCGGUGCCAACCUGUGAACUUCCCACCAGAUUCCCCCAAACCACUUCCCAGUUUCCUUUCAGCAAUCUUCCUGAAGGAGCCAGGACAAUAGGGCCUGUUGUUUGGUGAAUUUCUUUUAUUUUUUUCCUUUAAAAUGUAAUUUACUUGUCUUGCAAUGGUUUUUUUUUUUUUUUUUCCUUUUUAAAAUUUUUUGCUUUAUUUUGUUUCAAUGUUCAGGUAUUUAGCUCCCCUUUUAUAUUAAUUUUUUUUAAAUGUUUGGUUUUCUGUUAUAGGGUGUUCCUCCAGAAGCAAAGAGCAAAAUUUUACUGUUGUGAUGUACUGAGAGAAUUCUAACCAUUUGUAAUUUCUAAUUCCAGACACACGUUUAAUCAUUGUCUCUUCAUUUUAAGAUUUUUAAUACAAACAUCAUUUUUAAAGAAACAAAUCCAAACUAUUCUUUGUGUUUCUGUGUUUCCUAUUCAGUGAUUUAAUAUAGUAUCAUGAUUGAGGUGGACAGGGGCAGGUACAUGGUGUCCUCAAGAGUGGUUUGUCGAACUUUGAAGAGAGAAGUGUCUCAGUGACAAGUUGGGUGACAUUACUCCCAACUCCUUAAAUAAUGGAAAAAAAUCAUCAAGGUCUAGGAAGCCCUGGGGUAUGGUGAUAACCCUCUGACUAUAAGAUGAGCUGGAUAUUGAAUCUGUUCUCCUGACUUGGAGCAGUUUAUUUCUCUAGGAAGGGGAGAAACCAACUGCUAAGACUGCCUUAGAUCUGGGAGAGUAACCAUCCACCUGGUCAGACAGGGUAGUGCUUUUAAUUUUCUUUUUUUCUUUUUCUUUCUUCCUUUCUUCUUCUUUAGUUUAGUUUUGUUUUGUUUAAAACACCUAUCCAGUUGAAAGCAUGUUUGGGGAAGGUGAUUUUCAAUUCUGAAGUCAUACCUUGUAGUGUUUUCUGCAGUACAUUUGUAUGGGUUGUGGACAGUAUCUCAACCCUUUUGAGGCUUUGAUUAGGAAAUAGAUCAUUAGAUGAAAGAAGAAGAGAAAAAGAAAAAACUAAGACAAGCCUCUUGCUCUCAUUACACUGUGCAGUUUGUGGACCAUUCUGACCUCAUGAAAUUUUCCUUCUAACAGCAGGAGGCAGUGUGAGCUUUUUAUUUUGUAUUUUAUUUUUCCUAAGGGCCGCUUUACUAAUAUAAUUACCAUAGACUAAAAGAAGGUGUACAACUAUAUAUAUCAAGAGCACUUGAUAUAUCUUAGGUCCGUGAAGUGUAGAUGAAGUCUUCGGAAGGGUCUUUUUGACAAAGGGAUUUAUUCUGUUGAGGAAACCAAAAGAGGCCACAGGUUUUUUGAAAGCUGUAUUAACAUAUCUUGCCUUAAAAUGUUGUGUCCUUUGCCCAGGUGACAUCUCAGAAUUCCAGCAUGGAGGAGGGAUAGGGUAUUCUGCCUGGGUUUGGUCCUAAGGCCGUUUUUUUCACUCUUGAUCUCACUUAAGUUUAGCACCAAACUCAGAAGGCAAUGUAUAUGUGCUAAAUAUAGAAAUUAGGAGAAAUUAUUCAAACUUAGGCUUUGCAAAGAUUCAUUCUUGCAUUUGUGUAAAUUUAGUUGAUUCAGUAGAUCUAAAGUGUUGAAAAUUCUGAAGACAUAUAUCAAGUACUAUAUAAAGGAUUCUUUAAAAGGCAUUUAGUGGCUGUUUCUUAUAGUUUUGUUUUGGUUUUUUGGAAGCCUUUUGACAUAAAAUGCUGGCAAGUAUCUAACUAACUUAAGAAAUGUAUAUACUCCUGACAGGGAAUUUUUGAAAAUGGGAAAUUGGAAAUGAAAUAGGUUGCUGGAUGCAUUAAUCAUCUUCACACAGGAUUUAGUCACUUACAUGACUAAAUUCUUUAUAGGUCUGGGAUGGCAAGGCAGAAGAUUUUAAUAUACUUUUACUGAAUACUGUAAAAUAAAUGCUUUUUGGAUUC